This is a messenger RNA of Sorghum bicolor (sorghum), 2070 nucleotides long. RefSeq names its product basic 7S globulin. The transcript is spliced from 2 exons. Gene Ontology annotation, molecular function: aspartic-type endopeptidase activity. Bases 235 to 1530 code for a protein of 431 amino acids. The record is from RefSeq and is a predicted model, not a curated record. Gene Ontology annotation, biological process: proteolysis. Lineage: Eukaryota; Viridiplantae; Streptophyta; Magnoliopsida; Poales; Poaceae.
CCCCAGACUCUCAUGGAUCCAUCGUCUCCAGCAGUCCUGUCCAGCUAGCUGAUGCCAUGGUUGACCAAAACUGGCGAUAACCUAGAAAACGCCGGCCCGUCAAGCAUUCCAAGGUCCGUCCUUACAGUCAGAUCUGCAGCGCGGCGCAUUACAAUAUUUAAGCACUCUCUAUCGAUCGAUCACAUAGCCUAACAGUCACAGACAUAGACACCAACCCAUCCCGCCCAGCUCAAGAUGGCGCAGCUCCUCCUCCUCCUCGCCGUCUCGGCGCUCACCCUCCUCUCGCCACGCACGGCGGCAGCACCGACGUCGACAACGCCCGGCGGCAAGCCCCUGGUGACAGCCAUCACCAGGGACGCGGCCACCAAGCUGUACACGGCGCCGCUCAAGGACGCUCUGCCACUGGUCCUGGACCUCUCCGGCACGCUCCUCUGGUCCACGUGCGCCGCGGCGCACCCGAGCUACGAGUGCCACCACGCGGCGUGCGCGCACGCGCACGCGCACCACCCGCCGGGCUGCCCGCGCACGGGCCACGGCGUGGCCGACGAGGACGACCCGUUCCGCUGCAGGUGUAGGGCGCACCCUUACAACCCGUUCGCGCGCCGGGCAGCGUCCGGGGACCUCACGCGGGCGCGCGUCACGGCCAACGCCACCGACGGCGCCAACCCGCUCGCGCCCGUCUCCUUCACCGCCGUCGCGGCGUGCGCGCCGCCGACACUGCUCGCUGGUCUCCCCGCGGGCGCCGUCGGCGUCGCCGGCCUCGCGCGCUCAUGGCUCGCCCUGCCGGCGCAGGUCGCUCGCAAGCAGAAGGUCGCUAGGAAGUUCGCGCUCUGCCUCCCCGGCGCCGGCAACGGCCAGGGAGUGGCGAUCUUCGGCGGGGGCCCGCUGUUCCUGCUCCCGCCGGGAAGGCCCGACGUCACGGCGUCGCUGGCGGGCACCACGCCGCUCCGCGGGAAACCCCGGGUCCCUGGGUACUUCGUCUCGGCCAAGGGCAUCGCCGUGAACCAGGCGCAGGUGCAGGUGCAGCAGCUGGGGCCGCUUGUCGUCGCGCUGUGCUCGCGCAUCCCCUACACGGUGCUCCGGCCGGACGUGUACGCGCCGUUCGUGAGGGCGUUCGACGCGGCCACGGCCGGGAGGAAGCGGGUGACCCCGCCGACGCCGCCGUUCGAGCUGUGCUACGACUCGCGGGAGCUCGGGUCGACGCGCCUCGGCUACGCCGUGCCGCAGGUGGACCUGAUGCUGGAGAGCGGCGCCAACUGGACGGUGUUCGGCGGCAACUCCAUGGUGCAGGUCAGCGACGACACCGCGUGCUUCGCGUUCCUCGAGAUGAAGGAGGAGAAGCAUGAGGGAGGGCACGGCUACGGCCACGGCGGUGGGGCGGGGACGGCGCCGGCGGUGAUCAUCGGAGGGUUCCAGAUGGAGAACAACCUGCUGGUGUUCGAUGAGGAGAAGAGGCAGCUCGGCUUCAGUGGCUUGCUCUUCGGCAGGCAGACGACGUGCAGUAACUUCAACUUCACUCUCGCUGGCUAGGGUGAACUUGUUACAAGGCCUUAGCGCAAAAUAUCAAAGAGACAUCUCCUUGUACUGUUUAUAGAGAGUUGUCAGCUACAGCAGUUGAACUCGUAGCAUCACGUAGCUGGGGAUGACCUGCAAUAUGUCUGUUACAUCGCGUGGAGUAAUAGCCGAAGUAAAUAAGCUACGAAGAACAGCGGUGCUCGUCACUGGGAAAAAAUUAAACCUUAUGAAUUCGAUCUCAAGUUCAGCUAGUAUAUGGCAAUGGCAAAUGAGCUCUACCAAGCAUAUAUGUAUGUAAUUUCAAGACAUCUGGGAAUUGACAGUUUGUAUGUGAGAUACGUAUGCCAAGCUUCAAGUAGGCCUUACAGGAAACUCCUCGUCAGGAUUAGCCACAUAGCACAUGGAUGCAAAAUGUUCAUUAUCUCCUCAGUACAUACAAAAUUUUUGAAAACUUCCUUGUGGCAAUGCCGAGAACUAAAGGGCACUAUAACAUAACAACUCAGCAAACUCGCAUAUCAAUUUCCAGUUGCUUAUUAGAAAUUUAAAAAUGAACAA